AUGGUGAGCGGCCACAUCUUCCACUGCCGGAAGAACUCGUGGCCGGCGGAGGAGUACGUCGGCCGGACCGCGCUGCAGCUGCUGGAUUUCGAUGGCGGGGCGCCGCCGGAGCAGGCUUGGCGGAGGCGGCUCAACAGCCACGCUAACAUUCUCAAGGAGUUCAGUGUCACCUUCAUGGAGGCAAUGAGGAUGAUGAGCCUUGGCCUGAGACUCUGGUCGUAUGUUCGGGAGGAGGCGUCACAUGGACGGAAAGCUCCGAUCGAUCCAUUCACAAAAGAGCGCUGUAAACCGUCAGCUUCCCAGGGUGUGCCACUUGGUGGGAUGGGGAGCGGUAGCAUUUCUAGAGGUUUCAGGGGAGAGUUCAAGAAUUGGCACAUCAUACCUGGUCUGUGUGAGAGUUCGCCAGUCAUGGAGAACCAGUUCUCUAUAUUUGUAUCUCGAGAUGGGGGGAAUAAGAAAUACUCAUCAGUUUUGGCUCCUGGACAUCAUGAAGGUCUGAAGAAAAAUAGUGACUCUGGAAUUUCGUCAUGGGACUGGAAUUUGAGUGGUCAACACUCGACCUAUCAUGCAUUGUUCCCUCGGGCAUGGACUGUUUAUGAUGGUGAACCAGAUCCAGACCUUAAAAUCUCAUGUCGUCAAAUAUCACCUUUCAUUCCUCAUGAUUACAAAGAUAGCAGCCUUCCGACAUCUGUGUUUGUGUAUACUCUAGUAAACACUGGGAGAGACCGUGCAAAAGUAAGCCUGUUGAUGACAUGGGCGAAUUCUAUUGGAGGUUUUUCGCAUAAUUCAGGAGGCCACUACAAUGAGCCCUUCAUUGCGGAAGAUGGAGUAUCAGGAGUGCUUCUGCAUCACAAAACAGCUAAGGAUAAUCCACCUGUCACUUUUGCUGUUGCUGCCUGCGAAACUCAGAAUGUGAAUGUGACAGUCUUGCCAGUGUUUGGCCUUUCUGGACAAAACCAUGUUUCCGCAAAGGAAAUGUGGAACAUCAUGCUACAGAAUGGUCACUUCGAUCGGGAAAAUUUCAGUGCUGGUUCCAGUAUGCCUUCUUCUCCAGGACAGAAACUCUGUGCAGCUGUCUCAGCCUCAACUUGGGUAGAGCCACAUGGUAGAUGUACUGUUGUGUUUGCUCUGGCUUGGUCCUCACCUAAAGUAAAGUUUCAAAAGGGAUGCACAUAUAACAGGAGGUACACCCAAUUCUAUGGAACUUCUGAGAAAUCGGCUGUUAACUUGGUACAUGAUGCCUUAACAAAAUAUAAACUUUGGGAAGAAGAAAUCGAGAAGUGGCAAAACCCCAUACUCAAGGAUGAAAGACUUCCAGAAUGGUAUAAGUUCACUCUUUUUAAUGAGCUUUACUUUCUGGUAGCUGGUGGGACCGUUUGGACAGAUGGUCAACCCCCAGCAAUCGAUGAGAAAAACAGUCCUGGUUCUAAUCAGCAGAAGUCCUCAAAGAGGGGUACUAAAGACACCAAGCAGGGAUCUGUUAAAGAUAGCCAUGUCAACCUGACAGUGGAGCAAGUACUUCAUGGUGGUUACAUGACUAAUGGUGAUGAUCACAGUGUAUCAAAGUUCGCAGCAGUUCAUGGGUCACAAAUGCAAAAACAAAUCAAUGGACUCAAGUCAGAAGAGCCAAUUCCUUACUUGAUUUCAAAGGAUGGCCCUGAACAUGUUGGCAAGUUUUUGUAUCUAGAAGGAGUGGAAUACAUCAUGUGGAACACAUAUGAUGUGCAUUUCUAUGCAUCUUUUGCUCUCCUUGAUUUGUUCCCAAAAAUAGAGUUGAGUGUCCAACGUGAUUUUGCCAAUGCUGUGCUGUAUGAAGAUCGACGCAAAGUAAAAUUUUUGGCUGAUGGUACAUCAGGAAUCCGCAAGGUUAAAGGUGCUGUGCCUCAUGAUCUUGGAACACAUGAUCCGUGGCAUGAAAUGAACGCAUAUAACAUACACGAUACAAGCAAAUGGAAAGAUUUAAACCCCAAAUUUGUGCUCCAGAUAUACAGAGACUUUGUUGCUACAGGUGAUAUGCAAUUCGGUCGAGAUGUUUGGCCUGCAGUCUGUGCUGCUAUGGACUAUAUGGAUCAGUUUGACCGUGAUGGUGAUGGUCUCAUUGAGAAUGAUGGAUUUCCUGAUCAAACCUAUGAUGCUUGGACUGUUCAUGGAAUCAGUGCUUACUGUGGUUGUCUAUGGCUUGCUGCACUUCAAGCUGCAGCUACAAUGGCUCAUCGUCUUGGGGAUCGGCACUUUGCUGAGAAGUACAAGCUCAAGUUCAUAAAAGCCAAAGCAGUAUAUGAGGCAAAGUUAUGGAAUGGGUCAUAUUUCAAUUACGAUAGCGGCACAAGUAGCAACAGUAGAUCCAUUCAGGCUGAUCAACUGGCAGGACAGUGGUAUACUGCCUCGUCAGGCUUGCCCCCGCUUUUCGACGAGCACAAGAUAAGAACUGCUCUGCAGAAAAUAUUUGAAUUCAAUGUGAUGAAGGUUAAAGGAGGACGGAUGGGAUCUGUAAAUGGUAUGACUCCAAAGGGAAAGGUGGACGAGACAUGCAUGCAAUCUCGAGAAAUCUGGACUGGUGUUACAUAUGCUGUUGCUGCAAAUAUGCUGCUCCAUGGAAUGGAGCAUCAAGGCUUUACAACCGCAGAAGGAAUUUUUAUUGCCGGAUGGUCAGAAGAAGGAUAUGGGUAUUGGUUCCAAACACCAGAAGGAUGGACCACAGAUGGGCAUUAUAGAUCCGUCGUAUACAUGCGGCCUCUUGCCAUUUGGGCAAUCCAAUAUGCAGUUUCUCCUCCAAAGGCCAUUCUUGAGGCCCCCAAAGUUAACCUAAUGGACCGAAUACAUAUAUCCCCUCACAUGGCCCGAGCAAUUAGCGAGAUAAGCAUUAGAAAGAUAGCACCCGACAAUAGAUGUUUCCCUAGCUCUGCCUUUAAUUGUGAAUGCUGA
Miscanthus lutarioriparius is the source of this 2925-nucleotide messenger RNA. NCBI's taxonomy places the organism in Eukaryota, Viridiplantae, Streptophyta, Magnoliopsida, Poales, Poaceae. The record is from the annotation of a GenBank genome assembly.